AUGGGAGAUAAUGAACCAAAUUUAAAUAUUGAAGAAAAUUUACUGAAAAAGAUUGACAGCAAAAGUAAGGGAACAAAGGAUUCUUCAAGUACUGAGAAUGACGCAGAAAAAGACGAAAAAACUUCGAUCACCAAUCAGGAGCAACAGGCAACAGCAGCAAGUGAUGCCUCAAAUCGAAGUGGAUCGCCGUCAAGAAAUUCCCCGGACCCUAAUUGUGCCAUAUGCCUUGAGAAACUGCAGAAUAAAUCUUUCACAGAUAGCUGUUUUCAUAUGUUUUGCUUCACCUGCUUAGUAGAAUGGUCAAAGAUAAAAGCAGAAUGCCCGCUGUGCAAACAACGGUUUAAAAGUAUCGUUCACAAUGUUCGCUCCGCACGAGACUACGACCAAUAUCAUAUUCAACCACCGAAGAGGCCCGAUAGUGUCUGGAACUUCCUGUAUGAUCAAAGAUUUCGUUACAGAACUACCGUGACUUCUGACAGGCUAAAUGAAAGAAACAACAAUGAAAGACUAAAUGAAAGAAACAACAAUAUAUGGACAAAUUUAGAAAAUUUUAGAAGUAGAAGUACUAGCAGCCUCGAAUAUGCUUUUCAUCAGGAAAUAGCUUCCCAUCGUUUGCGAUAUGCUCCUCAUUCUGUUCACCUGUUUUCAAAUUCUCAUGCUGCAUCUCGUGUGCCAAACAGUUUCAGGCAAAGGAUCUAUGAGCAGCGUAUGUGGGUCGUUCCCUCGUCUCGAGAACGAACUCGUUUGUCUACACCUCAGUUCUAUCAACAGAAUCCAGCAUGCACACAUCGAUUAAUUCCCUGGCUGAACCGGGAACUUGUUGCGUUGCUGCCGAAUGGUGAUAGUCACGUAACUUUUGUAAUGGAAUUGAUUAUGGCUCUCAUUAAUAGAUACGAGAUUACUGGACGAGAAUUCUUUUUACAUGUUGAGCCUUAUCUUGCUCAUCAUACGAGUCACUUCAUACAUGAGUUCUAUAAUUUUGCAAUCUCACCCUAUGACAUGGAAGCAUAUGACAAUCAUGCUGUGUAUGAGAACCACUAUGAAUACUCCAGCUUAGAAAGUAGAGUUCCUUCCGCUGACCAAGAUGUUAUUUUUAUCUCCCUGAAUUCCUCGCGAGAGACUCGGCCACAACAACGUUCCAACCUUAAUAGUGUUUCAAGUAGAAAAGCCAAUUUAAGAUCUUAUAGAAUAAAAAAAAAUGCAUAUAGGAAACUUAAAAGACUUGUUCUAAAACGAAACAGUAAAAGCAAUUUAUGGGAAAGUGCGUUACAUACAGUAUCAUCGUCUUUCCCUUCUGAUAGGGAAAUUAUAACUGAUAACAGUAUCCCAUUUCCAGAGCCAGGGCCCAGUGAUUCCAGAUGCAGUUUCAGUGCACUUCUUGAGGUUGCGGCAGCAGUUGCAGAUGCCGCAGCUAUGGAAGAACGUACUGAACCAGUGACCGAAAAUGAGGAUGAAGAUUGCAUGAUUGUUGAAGAACUCAAACCGAAACAUGAGAGAACACCAGAAAUAGUUCUUCUUUCUAGUGAGGACGAACAACCAAACGGAGAGGAUGAAGUUUUGUCGGAAAAGGACCACUUGUCUUCUGUCCGUCAGCCUAUUGAAGAACCUAUAUCUGUCACACUUGAUAGUGAUUCAAGUGAUAUAGAGUGUGUAUAUGAAUCCCACUGCAUUGAUGAAACCAAUGUUGAAACUCAAAGCGAUCAGCCUUCUACCUCACAUGAUAAGGAUUCUCCCGUUCCGUCUACCAGUCGAGAUCAUGACAGCAAUCACGUUGAUCCAUCACCUUCACGUAGUACAUCUCCCAUUUUCCCCAUCUCUCGCAGGGAUUCUCCUGUCCCGUCUACAAGUCGGGAUCAUAAGAGCAAAUACAAUUAUUCGUCACCUUUGCCAAGUUCAUCUUGUAAACCAUGGUUGAGUGAGAAGAAUUCUUUUCAGUUAACAAGUUCUUCUAAUUUUGAAAGGAGGCGUGAUACUCUGUCAAGCUCACACUACGCUUCUACAGAAAGUUACUCAGAUUCUGAGCAACCUCCAGAUAGGAGUUCAGAGCAUAAAAAAUUAAAAUUGCGCAGCGUGAUUGCACAUUUCUCUAUUGAUCGUGAAAGUGACAGUUCAAGGCAGAGGGAUUCUGGGCAUCAUUCUUCUCAUAAGAAGCAUAAAGAUAAGAAGAAGAAAAAGAAGAAGCAUUCCCACAAGCGUAGGCAUAGAAUAUAUUCAGAGAGUGAUUAAACGACACUAAAGUGCUAAUCAUAUUUUCUCUUUGAUUUGCAUGCUCCUAAUCGUCUGUGACUUAAGUAGCUUUUUUACUUUUGUUAACCUUUAAAAACACGGACGGCGUACUGAGUACGCCACUCAGUGAGAAAGCAGCUAGGAAUUUCAGAACAGUCACUUGACCAACACCUGGCCAUUAUUUACCCUUUUUCCCAGGUCCAUUCAGUGAUGUACCUGUGUUUAAAGUCGAAAGUUGCCUUUUUGUCUUGUUUUUUUUUAUCAUUUUUCAUAGAAACCACAUGUAAAUGUUCCAAUUUUGUAUGCAAAAAGCAUAUAAAAAUAACAUAAUACAAUUGUGAGAGCUGCAGUAAUUGUCAACAAGUGCCAACGAGUUGUCUCAAUAACUAAAAUAUCAUUUAUAUGUAUACAUUUUUUAAAUAUUUUAUAUUCAUGAAAUUCGCAAAUUAAACGUUAUCAUCAUUUUUUACUAUAUUGUGAUCGUAUUCUUUUUGAUUGUGUUUGUCUGUUCGUUCAAUUACAUAUUUGCUGCUUUUAUAACAUUACUAGACAUUGUAUUACAUAGGAAAACCUUUAAAAAUUGAUAGUUAAGCUUUAAAAAAUGCUGGCGUAUGGAGUACUCCACCCGUGUUCUUAUAUUACUUCAAACUGUCCGUGUUCAUGAAGGUUAAGUCUAUGCAAAAAUUAUUUUAUGCAUGCAAAUAUGUGUACCUCAGUGUCAGAAGGACGUAAGUUACAUCAUUUUACAGGAGAGCAGAAAAACUUUUCUGGUGCAUGCAGAGAGAGGAUGGGACGUGCACUCUUUUAAUCCUGUUAAAAAUUUGAAAAGGAUUUUUUUAAAGAAUUACGUUCACAUGGCUCAAUGCAGAAUAGGCUUCUAUAUGCAAUGCACUAAUAAACGGAAAAUCGCAAUUUUGGACUUAUGUUAGUCUGACUCUGAGGUACAAAUAUUACAAUGUGUGAUGCAUUAAAUGAUAUUGUUUUGUAAAUAAGUUUUUUUUUUAUAUAAAGAAUGAAACUUGAAUAUAUUAUAUAUUUAUUACAAAAGGAAUUUUUUAACUUGAUAUUUUUGGUUCAAGGAAAUGCCCAGCGAUGAAAUUUUGAAUAAUUCUCUUAAUUAGCCAUUGAACUUUACUCCCAAAGAAAAGGCAUUUGUAAAUUUCUCAAACACAGUUGCCGCUGAGUCUUAUUCCAUCUGGGUAUAAAGGAUAUCUCUUGGUGUUGGCAUAAAAAAAGUAUGGUCCCAAAAAUUUGGGAAAAGCUAAAGUUUUGAAUGCUAAUAGAUAUCACAUGAGUAAAGGUUAAACUUCUUCAAAUCAAUUAUCUAAAUGUUGAGUUGUUAAAAUGGUGAAUCACUACACCUGUAUCAUUUAAGGCUUGAUUUCAGAUUUCAAAUUUAUGAUGAGAUGUGGUCUAUUUUUUGCAUCCUAAUUUUGAAGUGCUGAACGCAUUAUACCUUGACAGCGGCAACCUUGUACAAAUUUUUUGUAUCUAUGUAAAUGUAUUGUACAUAUGUUUUGUGUAAAUGAAUGUUUUUUAAAAAGGAUCUUGAAGGAGAUAUGAAGGCCUGAUUACUUUAAACGUUUUGUAAUGAUGACAUGAGUUUUUUUAUAUUUUUACCCAUUUUCAAUUGAGUUGAUUCUUGUUAAUUUCUGUAUUUGUGUUUAAAAUUUUGAAUUAGUAUGUUUUUGAUUACUGCGGACUUAGGGCAUACCUGGUAUAUUUUAUCAUAAAUUGCAAUAUCUGACAAACCAUAUCAAUUUGUUCCUUUGGUAAGUUGGGAGAAAAUGCAUUACAAUUCUAUUAAGUCUAAUUUUCCUAUGCACAUUUAUAUGCAUGUAUAUAAGUGCUUUUGCAGCAUUAUUUUUUUUUUAAUUCCGGAUAUUAUUUAUGUAAUUUAAACUAAUAAAAA
Uloborus diversus is the source of this 4138-nucleotide messenger RNA. RefSeq names its product E3 ubiquitin-protein ligase Topors-like. The transcript has a single exon. NCBI's taxonomy places the organism in Eukaryota, Metazoa, Arthropoda, Arachnida, Araneae, Uloboridae. Gene Ontology annotation, biological process: protein polyubiquitination; protein monoubiquitination. Gene Ontology annotation, molecular function: metal ion binding; ubiquitin protein ligase activity. The record is from RefSeq and is a predicted model, not a curated record. Bases 1 to 2226 code for a protein of 741 amino acids.